This is a messenger RNA of Perca flavescens (yellow perch), 565 nucleotides long. Its product is annotated as cilia- and flagella-associated protein 53-like. The transcript has 3 exons. The record is from RefSeq and is a predicted model, not a curated record. Bases 184 to 522 code for a protein of 112 amino acids. Lineage: Eukaryota; Metazoa; Chordata; Actinopteri; Perciformes; Percidae.
CCUGUGCUGUUGUGUGUGUGUGAAACCAAACAUUGAGAGACUGAGCCGCCUCGGUAACUCAUCAUAACUCAUCAUAACUCAUCAUAACUCAUCAUAACUCAUCAUAACUCAUCAUAACUCAUCAUAACUUCAUCAACAACGGAGAAAAGUCGACGUUAAGUUUGACAUCUUGAUGUUUUUAAAAUGCUGCUGAGUCAAAGAAGAACAAAAUGUCGGGAGUUCACGGGACCGACGCCUCAUUCAGUCGCUUUGAGAGCCAAGUUCCCGUCCAGGAGGCCUGUGGACCAUCUGAUCCUGGACAGACAGAAGCAGGAUGCUGCCAGAGAAGAGAUCCAGGACUUCACCAAGAACCAGCAGAGCUUCAACAUGAAGACUUGGUGGCUGCAGACUUCAGACCGACGCUUCCUCCAAGGAUCCGUCCAGAGACAAGUCGGAGCUGCUCUGACCCAGCAGGAGGUCCACGUGGACCAGAGGAGGGACAGAGAAAUGAUUCAGAGGACUGAAAGAAAAGAGACAGACUGAGCGCGCUCAGUUGCUGCUUCACCUGCAUCGCCUCACACAGCUG